GUAAGAAUGGCGAAUACAUUUUCAGAAAAUAAUAAAAUAACAAAAGAAAUUCCAACUGCGAGCUGCCUCACUACAAUGGUAGAAGAGAAGGAAAGGAAGAAUGCCUGUCUAUUUUGUGAAAAGGAGAACCAUAACAGUAUUGAAUGUUACAAAUUACAAAAGUUGUCGGCAGAUCAACGCAAGGACAUAAUAUUAAAGAAGAAAGCAUGCACCAUCUGUCUGAAAAAAGGCCACUUCUGGAAAAACUGCAGAGCCUCGGUCAGAUGCCUGAUCUGCAACAAGAGACAUUCAACAGUUAUAUGCACAGCUUCACAGACAACUAAGCAGGAUCCAGAAAAAGCAUACCAGCCAUCUCCGCAAAAGAAAACCACUACAGCGGCAACAUCUUCAACUCAAGCCACAACAACUCUUCUACAGACACUCAUGGUAGAGAUAGAAUAUAAAGGGAAGAAAAUAAAAACAAGAGCACUAUUUGACAGCGGUUCCCAGAAAACAUACUUACAGCAGGACAUCAUAGAAGAGCUUCAAAUACCUUCAAUAAAAGAAGAAGUACUCACCCAUAAUCUCUUCGGAGGACUGCAGACCGCAUCACAAGUUCAUAAAUUAUAUGAUAUAACAGUGCAAAGCUUGGAUGGAACUUUCAAGAUUGACAUGGAGGCCCUCGGGAAAUCUUGUGUGUGUACUAAUGUUCCCAGCUUUAAUACAAAAGACAUUACUAUCUAUAACAUGCUAAAAACACAUAAGAUAUGUCUAACUGACAAAGGCGAUAGUACUGACAUAGGUCUUUUGAUAGGGGCAGAUUUCUCAGGACUUCUAAUGACUGGUACAAUAAUUAAUCUAAAAGAUGGACUUGUGGCAAUUAAAACAAAACUAGGAUGGACAUUACAAGGAAAACAAGUAGGUAUAUUUAAUAAUGUAACCAUUUCUAUGUUCUGCUCUGAGUUGACAGAUUACUGGGGUUUGGAGACAUUGGGAAUACAGGAUCCUGUGGAGACAAAAACAAAGGCGGCUGUUGCAGAGGAGGUGCUAGCAUCAUUCAAUGAGAGUGUGAAUAUUAAUGAAGAAAACAGGUUUCAGAACAGGGGCAAUUGGUAUCACAGCUGAUAUACAAAAGGCAUUUUUGCAAAUCAGCAUUUCCCCAGCUGACAGAAACUACUUGAAAUUUUUAUGGUGGGAAAAUGAAGAUUGUAACAAUGUUAUUGUUUAUAGACAUUGCAGAGUGGUAUUUGGAUUAACAUGCAGCCCAUUUUUACUGUCUGCCACACUCAUACAUUACCUGAACAGUAUAACAGGAGCAUAUCAACAGUCGGCACAGCUUCUGAAAAAAUCAUGGUAUGUAGAUAAUUGUAUAACAAGUUUAGAUACAGAAGAAGAAGCAAGAAAA
Messenger RNA from Papilio machaon (common yellow swallowtail), 1384 nucleotides. RefSeq lists its product as uncharacterized. The transcript has 2 exons. Gene Ontology annotation, molecular function: nucleic acid binding; zinc ion binding. Bases 7 to 1104 code for a protein of 365 amino acids. NCBI's taxonomy places the organism in Eukaryota, Metazoa, Arthropoda, Insecta, Lepidoptera, Papilionidae. The record is from RefSeq and is a predicted model, not a curated record.